Messenger RNA from Cajanus cajan (pigeon pea), 3250 nucleotides. Its product is annotated as Tetratricopeptide repeat (TPR)-like superfamily protein. Gene Ontology annotation, biological process: mRNA catabolic process; negative regulation of translation. Gene Ontology annotation, cellular component: CCR4-NOT complex. Gene Ontology annotation, molecular function: protein binding. Lineage: Eukaryota; Viridiplantae; Streptophyta; Magnoliopsida; Fabales; Fabaceae. The record is from RefSeq and is a predicted model, not a curated record.
UUUCUAUCUGAACCUCUCCCGAUUCGGCGAAUAGGUUUUCAUUUCAUUUCUCGCACUCUCUCUCUCUCUCUCUCUCUCUCUCUCUCUCAGAGCAAAACGCAAAACCAGAUACCAUCGAAGCAAGCAAAUCCUAGGGUUUCCCCUUCAAAUUUGUCAACUACACCUCUCUCUCUCCACUUCGAUUUCAAAUGUAAUUCAGAUUCAUCUCACUUCGCAUCUCCUCACUCAACUUUAGGGCUUUUCCUCUCUCUUCCCCAAAACCCUCUCCAAACACGAUUCCCAAUCCGAUUACUCGAUCUCCCCAUGGAAUCCAGAGAUUUACCCUCCUCCUCUCCCUCCUCCACCGCCAACCGCGACGCCUCCUCCGCCACCGAUGCCGACGACGGCGUUUUCACCGUUGCCGUCGCCCUCGCCAAAGACGCCGCGUUGCAUUUCCAGUCUGCCAAGUUCGCCGAGUGCGCCGAGGUGUUGAACCAGCUCUUGCAGAAGAAGCAAGACGAUCCCAAGGUCCUUCAUAAUAUUGCAAUUGCGGAGUUCUUCCGAGAUGGUUGUUCAGAUCCCAAAAAGUUGCUUGAAGUAAUUAAUGGCAUCAAGUUGAUUCAGAGAAAAAAUGACGAGCUUGCUCUAGCUUCGGGAGAACAAGGAGAGUCAGCAAACAAUGUUGGAAAUAAAGCUGUUUUGGGGUCCAAAGGAAGUAAUACUUCAGCACAUCAGUUUUCAGGUGCAAAUAGCACUGGCACCAUGUAUACAGAUGAAUUUGACUCUUCUGUGGCCAUGCUAAAUAUUGCCAUCAUUUGGUUCCAUCUUCAUGAUUAUGUAAAGGCAUCGUCAGUUUUGGAACCACUCUUUCAAAAUAUUGAACCCAUAGAUGAGACAACAGCCCUACAUAUUUGCCUCCUGCUGCUUGAUGCUAGCCUUGCUUGCCAUGAUGCAUCAAAAUCAGCUGAUGUGUUGACAUAUCUGGAAAAAGCAUUUGGUGUUAGUAGUGCGAGUCAAGGUGAUAAUGGGAACACAACACAGCAACAAGCUGCAAAUCUAAUUACAAAGUCUGCAUCUGUCGUCAUUAGUGCAUCAGCUGCUGAUGCAUCUAGUUCCGAUUUAGGAUCAAGUGCAAAUGCGUCUGAAAAUCAUCUAUCCAGAGCUUUGUCUGAAGAUACACUUGAUUAUGAAGCCAUGAUUUUGGAUAUGGGUGGACAAAAUUUAGCAAGGCCAAUGGGCCCCUCUUCAAAUGAUCUUUCAAGGGCUUUGGUUGACAGGUUUUCUACAGUUGAUUUAAAGCUUAAAUUGCAACUUUACAAGGUUAGGUUUCUGCUUCUUACUAGGAACUUGAAGCUAGCAAAACGAGAAGUCAAGCUGGCUAUGAACAUUGCACGUGGAAGAGAUUCAUCAAUGGCUCUUCUUUUGAAGUCUCAGCUUGAAUAUGCUCGUGGUAACCACCGCAAAGCUAUAAAGCUAUUGAUGGCAUCAAAUAAUCGGACAGACACUGCAUUUUCAAGCAUUUUCAACAACAAUCUUGGGUGCAUUUAUUAUCAGCUUGGGAAAUAUCAGACAUCUUCGCUAUUCUUCUCGAAGGCAUUAACCAAUUGUGCAUCACUGCGGAAGGAUCAAUCAUUAAAGCUAGCCACUUUCUCGCAAGAUAACUCUCUCCUUAUAAUUUAUAAUUGUGGUGUGCAGUACUUAGCUUGUGGGAAGCCAGUACAUGCGGCUCGAUGUUUCCAGAAGGCAAGUCUGGUCUUUUACAAACAACCUCUCUUGUGGCUCCGACUCUCAGAAUGCUGUUUGAUGGCUUUAGAAAAGGGCCUAAUCAAAUCAAGUCGGGUUUCAUCAGAGAGGUUGGGUGUAGGAGUUUGUGUUGUCGGGAUUGGAAAAUGGAGGCAACUUGUGGUGGAUGAUCAGAUUCCAGGAAAUGGACGUGUGGACUCAUCUGAAGGGGAUGAUUGUAUUCCAAAUGAAGAUGGGCGGCUAAAAUUAUCGAUGUCCCUUGCCCGGCAGUGCCUUUUGAAUGCUCUACUCUUGCUGGACUCGAACAAUGCAAAUUGUUUUAAGUCUGGUUUGCCCUCUAAUUCUUCCGUGGAGGAAAAUGAUGCAAGUGAAGUGUCGCCUUCAAAGAAUUCAAAUAUUAAAAAUUUACAUGGCAUUGAUUCAAAGGCAUUUUCUGUAGCAUCGGGUAUAGGUCAGGUCAAUGCAAAUGGGGACACUAAAGAACAGAAGGGAGGAAAUAGUCAGGAACUUGUUCAGAACUCCCUCUCCUAUUAUGAAAAUGUCCGUAAAAGAGAAAAUCAACUGGUUAAGCAAGCUGUUCUAGCUAAUUUAGCAUAUGUGGAGCUGGAGUUGGACAAUCCUGUGAAGGCACUAUCAGUUGCUAAAUCUCUCUUAGAAAUUCCAGAAUGUUCCAGAAUUUACAUCUUUCUAGGCCAUGUUUAUGCAGCAGAGGCUCUUUGCUUGCUGAACAGACCAAAAGAAGCGGCCGAGCACUUGUCAUAUUAUUUGUCUGGGGGAAACAAUGUUGACUUGCCUUUCAGCCUUGAGGACUCUGAGAAAUGGCAACCGGAGAAGACUGCCGAAUUUGAAGAGGUGAAUGUAGGAUCAACAGCUGUCAAGAAUUCUUCUCUUGAAGGCACUCAGAGUAUUGUUUUCCUCAAGCCAGAGGAGGCACGAGCAGCAAUAUAUGCAAAUUUUGCUGUAAUGUCUGCAAUGCAAGGUGAAUUUGAGAAAUCCAGUUUACUGGUUACGCAGGCAUUGUCCAUAUCACCGAACAGUCCAGAAGCCACACUUACAGCAGUUUAUGUGGAUCUCUUGCUCGGUAAGCCACAGGAAGCUCUGACCAAACUAAAACGUUGUAGCCGUAUUAGGUUCCUUCCUAGUGGAAUAACGUUGAAUAAAUCUUCUUGAGUGUUGUAUGCUUGGGUUUUGUCAUUGUGCCUGGCCCACACCUCAGCGUUAGUUAGCAGGUAGCUUAAUCCUUCCAUAGCAUUUGUAACAUAUAUAAGUUCAAUUCAGAGAAUAAUUUUUAAUGAUUCAUUUUCCUUAUAAUUCUCAAAUUUAGGGUCACUACAGGUGGUGGCUGUGUUUUGGUUAGUGCUGGUGCCCACCUUUGAAAUUUGAGCUGUAGAUCUGAUUCGAAUUGUGUUUUUACUUUUUAGAGGCUAAUUUGGUUUAUAUUCAAGAAUAGAGGUCAUGUCACUGUGCUUAUAUUGAGAAAACUGAAAAGUUGAUAGUUAUUUUGGAAUUCCAUUUUGAAUCCGCCGGA